Molecule: messenger RNA, 3414 nt
Organism: Notothenia coriiceps (black rockcod)
Lineage: Eukaryota; Metazoa; Chordata; Actinopteri; Perciformes; Nototheniidae
Gene: aldh18a1
Product: aldehyde dehydrogenase 18 family, member A1
Exons: 18
Coding region: 455-2797 (780 amino acids)
Cellular component (GO): cytoplasm; mitochondrion
Molecular function (GO): ATP binding; glutamate-5-semialdehyde dehydrogenase (NADP+) activity; glutamate 5-kinase activity
Source: RefSeq, a predicted model, not a curated record
AGAAGCGAUCGAAAAUCACCCCAGUUGAUCGGGAAACCAGUUAACGAGGGAACCAGUUAAUCCGGAACACCGGCUAUUACGCCACUUCCUGCCACUACCUCUCCAAUUUACGAUACUUUUCGGUUGUAAAACAAAAUGUGUUUUGAAUUUCAACACGAAAAAUACUGACAACAUUUGCUGUGAGUCUUCAAUUUGCAAAUGUGUUUACCGACAAUGUGGAAACACCGCCGUUUUUAACUUAAACAGCAGUGACCGUUUCAUCAACAGGCAGCAUCAGGGGAGGAGCGUGCACAUGCAGAGCCCACCUCUGCUCAAGUAUUUGUAUGAUAAACACAGAAAUAACGGGUUAAAUAAGAUGAACAAAACUCAAUAGAAGACGUUAAACAGGGUUAGCACAAACACAGGACAAGCCAAACAGGGAUUUCUGGAAUUCAGUAAAGACACUACACUGACCAUGCUGCUACGAAGGCUGACCCUGUGUUCUAGGAACCAUUUGGAUUACCGGAGAAGAGUAUGUGGGUUUCUCACCAGACCACUGACACAAGUUCCCAAGGAGAGGGCUCAUGGGAGCUCCUUUGCACACCGCGGGGAACUGCGCCAGGCCAAGAGGAUCGUGGUGAAGCUGGGCAGUGCUGUGGUCACCCGUGGGGAUGAAUGUGGCCUGGCUCUCGGGAGGCUAGCCUCCAUUGUGGAGCAGGUGGCCAUGCUGCAGAAUCAAGGCAGGGAGAUGAUGAUUGUCACCAGUGGAGCGGUGGCCUUUGGCAAGCAAAGAUUAAGACAUGAGAUCAUGCUGUCCCAGAGCGUCCGGCAGGCGCUGCACUCGGGACACAGUCAGCUCAAUGACAUGUUGGUGCCGGUACUGGAGGCCCGGGCCUGUGCUGCUGCUGGACAGAGUGGGCUGAUGGCGCUGUAUGAGGCCAUGUUCACCCAAUACAGCACCUGCACUGCACAGGUCCUGGUUACAAAUCUGGAUUUCCAUGAGGACCAAAAGAGGCAGAAUCUGAACAGUACGCUGCAGGAGCUGCUGCGCAUGAACAUCGUGCCCAUCAUCAACACCAACGACGCUGUGGUGCCCCCACCGGAGCCCAACAGCGACCUGCAGGGGGUGAUCAGCAUUAAGGACAACGACAGUCUGGCGGCACGGCUAGCUGUGGAGAUGAAGGCUGACCUCCUCAUCGUGCUGUCUGACGUGGAAGGACUGUACGACAGCCCCCCUGGGACAGAUGACGCCAAGCUCCUUGACAUCUUCUACCCUGGGGACCAGCACACCAUCACAUAUGGCACAAAGUCCAGAGUUGGGAUUGGAGGCAUGGAGGCCAAGGUCAAGGCUGCCCUGUGGGCUCUGCAAGGUGGCACCUCAGUGGUCAUCGCCAACGGCACCCACCCUAAAGUAACGGGUCAUGUCAUCACUGACAUUGUGGAGGGCAAGAAGGUGGGAACCUUCUUCUCCGAGAUUAAACCUGCAGGCCCAGCUCUGGAGCAUCAGACACAAGUGGCACGUAACUCUGGAAGAACGCUGGCAUCUCUGCACCCAGACAAGAGGAGUGAGAUCAUCUGCCUUCUAGCGGAGCUGUUGACUGAAAGACGGGAAGAGAUUCUGGCUGCCAAUAAAAUGGACAUGGACCUGGCUGUGAAUACAGGCCUUUUGCAAGCAGCCAUGCUGAAGCGACUGAGUUUAUCUCCUGCCAAACUGAACAGCCUGGCCCUCGGCCUGCAUCAGAUCGCUGUGGCUGCCCAGGACAGUGUGGGUCGAGUGCUGCGCAGAACCAGGGUGGCUCACAACCUGGAGCUGGAGCAGAUCACUGUGCCUAUUGGAGUUCUUCUCGUUAUCUUUGAGGCCCGACCCGACUGUCUGCCACAGGUGUCAGCAUUGGCAAUAGCCUCUGGCAAUGCCCUCCUGCUGAAGGGAGGCAAGGAGGCUGCCAACACCAACCGAGUCCUCCACCAGCUCACACAGGAAGCCCUUUCCAUGCACGGAGUUAAAGAGGCAGUACAGCUGGUGAGCACUCGUGAGGAGGUUGAGGAUCUCUGCCGACUGGACAAGAUGAUCGACUUGAUCAUCCCUCGAGGUUCAUCCCAGCUGGUGAAAAACAUCCAGCGGGCGGCAAAGGGGAUCCCGGUGCUGGGUCACAGCGAGGGCAUCUGCCAUGUGUACGUCGAUGCAGAAGCCAGCGUUGACAAAGUCAUCAAAAUUGUCAGAGACUCCAAGUGUGAAUACCCGGCUGCGUGUAAUGCGAUGGAGAGUCUGCUGAUUCACAGAGACAUCCUCAGGACUCCACUGUUUGACCGGAUCAUUGACAUGUUUCGCACUGAACGGGUGAAGAUUCAUGCAGGCCCCCACCUUGCUUCCUACCUGACAUUCAGCCCAUCAGAGGCAAAGUCCCUGCGGGCGGAGUACGGUGACCUGGAGUGCUGCAUGGAGGUGGUGGACAGCAUGCAGGAGGCCGUGGACCAUAUUCACAAGUAUGGCAGCUCCCACACAGACGUUAUCAUCACAGAGAACGAGCACACAGCAGAGCAGUUCCUGCAGCUGCUGGACAGCGCCUGUGUUUUCUGGAACGCAAGCUCACGUUUCGCAGAUGGCUACCGCUUUGGACUGGGAGCGGAGGUUGGAAUUAGCACCGCUCGUAUCCACGCCCGGGGCCCUGUCGGCCUGGAGGGGCUGCUCACCACAAAGUGGGUCCUGAGAGGGGACGGGCACACAGCAGCAGACUUCUCUGAGCAGGGUACCAUGAAGUACCUCCAUGAAAAGCUGCCUGUUGGGCAGCCUCUUGCUGGGCAGCGGGACAGCAACUAGACCACAGAACACUCACAACACUCACUUGGCCUUAACAUUAUUCCAAAUGGUUUGCAUUGCCCAGCAGCAGCUCUGUCUGGGAAUGAGUUGCAGGUGAUGGCUGAUGUCACUGUUUUACACUUUGGAAGCACACAGCAUGGAGAGAAGCUUACCACACCAAUGGUCCAUUUUAUCAGCACAAGCAGAAAGUUGUUCAGACUGUUACUGAGAGUUUACAAAUGUUUUAAAGUCUACCUCAGCGUAUGAUUAUAUUAUACGAGUGAGGUAAAUCACCCUCAAAGGCUGCUGCAGGAGGUGUAAUGUGGAUAUAACGACACAAUACCUUCAGAAUAGCAUAUCAAAUAAACAAGGGAAUUAACUGAUAACUGUUUUAAAGGCAGCAUAAAUGCACAUUAUUUAUACUGAAGUGCUAGAAAUUACUAUCUUUUCAAUAUGGAAAUCUCAGGCCGUGUUUUUAAAACUGAUACUAACUGACAUAAAUGGCAUUACUUUUAUUCAUGAAAUUUGUAUAAAAUCUUAAUACUAUGUGUAAUUUGUGCCAAAUACAACUUGGUUUUUGUCAUAUGCACAAUUAAUUAAUUAAUUACAGAUAAUUUGCAAAGAAAAAACCUUAGAUC